This is a messenger RNA of Grosmannia clavigera kw1407, 5790 nucleotides long. RefSeq names its product AMP-binding enzyme. Gene Ontology annotation, biological process: long-chain fatty-acyl-CoA metabolic process; long-chain fatty acid metabolic process; protein deubiquitination. Gene Ontology annotation, cellular component: plasma membrane; endoplasmic reticulum; lipid droplet. The transcript has 5 exons. NCBI's taxonomy places the organism in Eukaryota, Fungi, Ascomycota, Sordariomycetes, Ophiostomatales, Ophiostomataceae. The record is from RefSeq and is a predicted model, not a curated record. Bases 1 to 5790 code for a protein of 1929 amino acids. Gene Ontology annotation, molecular function: long-chain fatty acid-CoA ligase activity; cysteine-type deubiquitinase activity.
AUGACACGCGAGUAUUCUACGGGCAGACUGCCGCUGCAGCCGGUGCAAAAGCCGCCGUUCACGAUCGAGUCCCCCGGCGCAGUGGCAGUGCCGGGCGAGACGAUUCCGCGGCGGAACCCCCAGGCACGAGAUGGGCUGCUGGAGCAGCCGGUGCCAGGCGUAAACACGAUGUUUGCGCUCCUGCAGCGCAGCGCGCAACUGCACGCAGAUGAACCGGCUGUGGGCAGCCGCAAGUUUGUGGGCAUCCGCAAGGAGACGAAGAAGGUGUCCAAGGUGGUGGACGGCGAGGUGCGGCAGGUGGACAAAGAGUGGUCGUUCUUUGAGCUGUCCAACUACAGCUAUCAGACGUAUGCGGAGUACCUGUUGCUGGUGCAGCAGGUCGGAUCCGGGCUGCGUCGUCUGGGGCUGGCCAAGCAGGACAAGGUGCACAUCUUUGCGGCGACGAGCCCGGAGUGGCUGGCGGUGGCCCAGGGCUGCUCGUCGCAGUCGCUGGUGAUCGUCACGGCGUACGACACGCUGGGCGAGGCCGGGGUGCAGCACUCGCUCAACCAGACCGGAGCGGUGGCGAUGUUUGUGGACCCGCACCUGCUGAAGACGGCGACGCGGCCGCUGGAGUCGGUGUCGACGCUACGAUAUGUGAUCUACAACAACGCGACACACCAACCGGUGCCGGACGAGCAGCUGGAGGCAUUCCGUACGGCACACCCGCACCUGCAGGUACUGAGCUUCGAGGAGCUGCGGGCGCUAGGCGAGGGCGAAAACGGACAGGCAGCCCUGGCGGCGGACCCGCCACAACCAGAGGACACAUUCUGCAUCAUGUACACGUCGGGCAGCACAGGGGUGCCUAAGGGGGUGCCGGUGACGCACGCGGGCUUUGUGGCGGCCGUGGCCGGGCUGUACUCGGUGGUGGGCGACAGCGUGACGCACAGCGACCGGGUGUUGGCAUAUCUGCCGCUGGCACAUAUCUUCGAGAUGGUGGUGGAGAGCCUGGUGCUGUUGAUCGGCGGCACAAUCGGCUACGGGUCACCACGCACGCUGACGGACGGAUCGAUGGUGCCGGGCUGUGCGGGCGACCUGCGGGCCUUCCAGCCGACAAUUCUGGUGGGUGUGCCGCAGGUGUGGGAGACGGUGCGCAAGGGGGUGGUGAGCGGCGUGGACUCGGCGGGCAUUGUGGCCAAGGCGGUCUUCUGGGGCUACGUGUGGCUCAAGGGCGUGCUGGCGCGAGCGGGCCUGAUCGUGGGCCCGGUCGAGCAGGCGGUGGCGUGGCUGGACGGCAUCGUCUUCAAACGGGUGCGGCACAGCACGGGCGGGCGGCUGCGGUUCAUCGUCAACGGGGCCAGCGCGAUCGCGGGGACGACGUUGAGCUUCCUGUCACUGGUGGUGGCGCCGAUGAUCACAGGGUACGGGCUGACAGAGACGUGCGGCAACGGGGCGCUGGGGUCGCCGCUGCAGUGGACGCCACGGUCGGAGGGCCCAGUGUCGGGAGCGCUGGAGGUGAAGCUGGUCAGCCGGCCGGAGCUGGGCUACGAGGCGAAUCCGGCCACCGGCAGCGGACAGGACGCACACGGCGAGAUUCUGGUGCGCGGCAAGCCGGUGCUCAAGGAGUACUACAAGAACCCGGAGGAGACGGCCGAGGUCAUCACGGCGGACGGCUGGUUCCGCACGGGUGACAUUGGAGCGUUUGACCGCAAGACCGGACAUCUGCGGGUGGUUGAUCGAGUGAAGAACCUGGUCAAGAUGCAGGGCGGCGAGUACAUUGCGCUGGAGCGGCUCGAGGCCGUCUAUCGCGGCGCAGCUGCGGCCCAGAACGUCAUGGUGUACGGCGACGCGGCUCACGCGCGGCCGAUUGCCAUCGUGCUCGUCAGCGAGAAGGCCAUCGAGGACAUGGCGGCACAGCUGGGCAUCGUCGUGCCGGCUGGCAACCACGCGAGCCUGCACCACGACAAGCGCAUCCGGGCGCAGGUGCUGAAGGAGCUGGUGGGCGCCGGCCGGGCGGCUGGGCUCAGUGCGAUGGAGCUGGUGCAGGGUGUCGUGAUUGCCGACGAGGAGUGGACGCCGGCCAGUGGCCUGGUCACGGCGACACAGAAGCUCAACCGGCGGCAGAUCAAGGAACGCGACGAGCGUCUCCUGGAGCAGUUGCACGGUCUCGACGGGCCUUCCGCCGAUGCGCGCGUCCGCUCUCAACACCACCACGAUUUCCGCAGCGUCUCGAACAAGGCAAUGGGACCGACACCCGGCUCCUCGUCCGCCUCGACGACAAUUGUCCGUCCAAGUCCGGACGGCGGCAGCCUUUCCAACAGCAGCAGCAGUCGAAGCCGCAGCACGAGCAUGAGCACGGGUGCCGUCAACGGCUUCAGUCUGGGCGUGGCGGGCCCGCUGGUUGGCGGACCGGCCGCGUCUCCGCCUGGCAGCAGCAACGGCAGCAGCAAGCCGUUUGCCCACUUUGACGACAUCAACAACGUGCCGCUGGACGUCAACGCCGACAUGCCCGUGGAAAGCCUCCUGGCCCACACCGAGGCCGGCCUGAAGCAGGCCCAGUUCGCCAAGAGCAUCGGCUGCCUGGACGUGGCCCUGCAGAACUACAUCAAGGCCUCAGUCAUCCUGCUCCAGAUCCUGCCGCAUAAUUCGGCCCUCCGAUCCGUCAUGGAGGCCCGCAAGGGCGCUCGAAUGCAGUACAAAGCCCUGUGUGACCAGAUCAGCGCCGAGAGCGACGCCUACGAAAAGAUCAAGGCCCUCAUCCUGGCCGACAAUGCCCGGUCUGGCGUCGUCCCCAAGACGGCCCUCCCGGCAUCCCGAGUCCAAGAGACCAGCCAGCAGGCCAGCCAGCACGUUCGCGCCAGGAGCACGGCCGUCCACAACAACGCGGCCGGCCACUGGCCCGACGUGCCGCCCAACCACCCGGUCAGGUCCAAGCCGGCCAUCCAGCCCAAGCCGCAGUCGCUCGCCGGCAAGACCAUCAAACCGGCCGGCAGCCCUUCCAACAGCAGCAACAGCAACAGCAACAGCAAACCGAGCUUAGACCUGGCCGAGCGGUUCGCCAAGCUGAGAACCGCAAAGGAACCCACGGCAGCCGUCCAGACGAGCGAACCCAAGCAGGAUCCCCGGAUUCGCACACAACCCAUUAGCCACACCGGCUUCCAGCAACAAGCACAAUCACAAUCUUCACAGCAGCAGCAACAACAACAACAACAACAACAGCAACAACAACAACAACAACAGACACAACAACAGCAGCAGCAACAGCAGCAACAACACCCUACGCCCAGCAUGCAGUUCAAGGCGUUCCGCUUCGACCCCCAACAGACACCGGCGUCUGGAUCGGCCCGGCCGCAGUACCCGGCUCUCAUUGCCCCGUUGCCCGACCUCCCCAAAGUGCCCGAAGCGAUCUACAGCCCGGCACGAGGGUCCGUUUCCAGCCAGGCAGCACAGCCUCCGUCUAGCACGCCCAAGGGCAUGUUCAGUCGGACAAAUUCGACAACCUCGUUUACGGGCAUGAUCAAGACACCAGCUUCACAGCCGUCCUCCGAAGACUACUUCUCGCUGCGGCUCUCCUCGGAUCGAGCACCGCCUCGGCCCUACCAAGACCCAGCGCCGCCCCGAAGGCCGCGCAUCUCGAUUCCCGACGGCGACACCAUCACGGUCCAGGAGCUGCUCCGGUUCAUCAAGGCGGGGUCUAAGGAGAUCCGCCUUCUCCUGAUCGACAUCCGGAGCCGGGAAGAGUUUGAUGAAGGGCACAUCAUGUCACAGGCGACCAUCUGCGUCGACGUGGACACGCUGCAGCGGGAGAACAUUGCGGCCGACGCCAUCUCGGACAGCCUGGUCCUGGCACCGACGACGGAGAAGCGGCUGUUCGACAGCCGCCACGACUUUGACCUGGUCGUGUACUAUGACCAAGACACGAAGGCCAUGCGGCUGAUGGGUGACGGUCUCACGGCUGCCGAGAAGGCCGUGGUGGCGCUGUAUAACGCGCUGGCGUACUAUGACUUUGCGCAUGCCGACGGGGAGCACAACAAGAAGCCGAAGCUGCUGCGGGGCGGCCUGGACGAGUGGACGGACAUGAUGGGCGCGGCAUCGCUGCAGACGUCGUCGACGAUGGCCGGUGUGACGCAACGGUCGCGGCUGAACGUGCUCACGCGGCCACACGCCAAGUACAUGGCCAAGCCGAUCCAGGACGCGGCCGAGGCGAAGCGAUGGGAGGAGACCCUGAACAACAUGGAGAAGCUGACGAUCCGGCGGACGACGGAGGACUUUCUGCGCCGGUAUCCGUCCGUGUCGGCGAUGCAGGAGUCGAUGACGUCGAUGACGACCGACAAGGCCGACAAGGCCGAAAAAGCCGAGAAGGCUGUCACUUCUUCGCGGAACAGCUCGCGGUCUUCGUCGACAGCACCCGGCCUCUACGCGACGCCGCCUCCACUACCGCCACUGCCGACACCACCGGCACGGCCGGCACCCACGGUGCCGCGGCAGAGCCACAGCGAGCUGGCCGAGGCCGACGACGAGGACCACUACAUGCGCACGAAGCUGGCCAAGGCGGGUGUCGGCGGCGGCGGGCGGCUGCGGCGGCAAAAAGUCGGCCUGUUCAACCCCGGCAACUGGUGCUACGGAAACAGCUCGUUCCAGUCGCUCUUCGCCUCCGGUGGCUUCUCCGAGGAGCUGACCACGGGCGAGUGGGUCGACCGCUGGAAGGUGCCGAUGAAGAGCGACGAGAAGAUCAGCCACCCGCAGCUGCUGGCCAAGAUCCUGGCCAACUCCUUCCACUGGAUGCACACCAUUUUUGGCGGCCCGUAUCAACAAGACGCCCAGGAAUUCAUCUCGUUUCUGCUGACUAAUCUGCACGACGAGACGAACCGGCUGCGAGACCGGACGGGCGAGGUGCAGCAGCCAGCGCUGGACGCGCGCAGCACGGCACUGAGCAACGGACUGCGGUACUGGAACGAAUACCGACGCUACAACGACAGUCUGGUAGACAAGUACUGGCGCGGCGUCGAGGUGACGGACCGGCGAUGCCGCAGCUGCGGCCACCCAUCGCUGACGUACGAGCCGUUUGACGCGCUGCACCUGCCGAUUCCGCCGACGAGCAGCGGCGCCGCCGUGACGACCAUGUCCGAACUGUUGGCACAGUACUGCAGCGCCGAUGUCUUGGCCGAGUACAAGUGCGACGCGUGCCGGCGAGCUGACACGACCGAAAAGCGCGUGCGCCUGGUGCGGCUGCCCGAUCUCUUGUGCGUCUCCUUCCGCCGCUUCCAGGGCAACGAGCACAGCGGCUUUCGCAAGAACACCACCGCCGUCGUCUUUCCCAUCGACGGGCUCGACAUGACCCCAUACACGGUGCAGGGCCAGACCGCGCCCCCAGACAUCGCCGCCGAUCUCCGGGGCGUCAACGGAGACCGUCCGACAGAGCCGCAGUUCUGGGCUCCCUUCCUCUACGACUGCUAUGCCGUCAUCGUGCACAGCGGAACGCUGCGGUCAGGCCACUACCGGGCCUUUGUGCGCGACGAAGGCGGCGCUGCUGCGGCCAGUCCGGCCAUCAACGGCAGUGGCAGCAGCAACAGCAACAGCAACAACAACAGUGGAGCUAGCAUUGGCAUUAGCAGCAGCAGCAACAGCAGCAGCAGCAACAACAACAGCAGCUCCACCAUCGCCGACAGCCACCGGUGGCACCAUUUUGAUGAUGCUCGCGUCGAGGCCGUCACCAUUGGCAGCGGCGACGGCCGCGAUAUGGCCCGGCGGCUGUACCGCGACAGCGAUGUGGCGAGUGCGUACGUGGUCUUUUACAAGCGACGCCAGUGA